Cynocephalus volans (Philippine flying lemur) is the source of this 1512-nucleotide messenger RNA. It is a transcript of the gene ERICH2, whose product is annotated as glutamate rich 2. NCBI's taxonomy places the organism in Eukaryota, Metazoa, Chordata, Mammalia, Dermoptera, Cynocephalidae. The record is from RefSeq and is a predicted model, not a curated record.
AUGACGGAAAGGUUCAGCCAACAGCUGCCACCAACCCCCAUCCAUGUGAAUAAGACGGGUGUGGACACCGACAUUCCAAUGCCCUCCUCUUCGACCCUACUCAAAGUAACCAGUGCACGUGCCCACGUCCGUCUGAAGAUGUGUGCCCUCAAUUCUCAGCUCCGCCGGCGCUCCAGGAAAGCGGGGCUGUCCAUCACCCGCGCCGCUCCCCAGGCUUGCUCCGCCCCGCCCCGCCCCUCAGCCCCGCCCCGGGCCCGCCUCGCCCCGCCCCCUCCGCCGCUUUCUGGGCUGCGGCCGCUCGCGGUUCCAUCUCCAUGGCGACCCGGCGUCCCAGGCACCUUUCUCGGAACUCAGCGCAAGCAGCGGGCUGGGCUGGACUUCGGCGCCUGCCCUUUGGAAGGUCAGCUUGAGAAGGCCACAAGCGCCCGACCCAGCCCUCACCCCGGACGCCCCCAGAUCCGGCGCUUGAACCCGCAGACCUCUCUGCAGCUCCAGGUUCGGGCUCUGGGGCCCAGGGCCGCUGAGACGCCGCCCGCGAAGGGAGGAGCCGCGCGGCUGGAGGCGUGCCUCGCACCCGGCGUUUCCCCCCGCUGGAGUCGGGCACCCGGGAAGGGCCGCUUGGGCCGACGUGGUGCGGACGCCAACGCGGCGGUUCUGACAGGCGCGUCUACACCACCGUCCUCCGACCUGCGGAUUUUCUUGGCUCUGAAAUUUUGUAUUCCAGAAAUCCCUAGGAAUUAUCUAGACAAGACAGACAGUAUAAAGGCACCAAAAAGUAGACAGAAUGGCAGAUUGCUAGUAUUUGAUCCAAAGGAAAAAGUGAUGACUGAACCAAAUGAAGGAAUGUCAGAUAAAUGCCUCUUUGGACGCAGACUGAGGUUGGCAAGCAAACUUUACACUCACCGACACGAGUCUCUGAAUGUAGCUAAGACGUUUGCAGAAAAGAAGGAAGUCUCUUCAAAGAAUAAUGAAAAUAAAGCCUCUUUAAAGAAUACUGAAAAUAGAAUAUCUUCAAAGAGCAUUGAAAAUAAAGAUAUCUUAAAUCUACAGUCUGACCUGUGGUCCUCUUCCUUCUUAAAAGAAAGCACAGGUGAGGCGGGCAAAGAUGUAGUCAUUGCACAGCAGAAGAAAAAUAAUGAAUAUUGCCUUCAGGAGGUUGAUGAUAAGUUGUCAGAAUCAACAGAUGAUGAUGGUGAAGAUGAUACUAAUGAUGAAGAUAAUGACGAAGACAGUAACCCUAAAAAGGUUACUCAUGCACCAUUAGAGUUAAUGGCAGAAUUCCUGAGAGCAGAAAUGGGCCGAGACUACCAUCUGGCAAAAAAACUAUGUCAGAUGAUCCUAAUCUAUGAACCAGAAAAUCCUGAGGCCAAGGAGUUUUCCACACUUAUUGAAGAAAUGUUACUAAUGGAGAAAGCUCAGAAUCUUGAGGAAGAUGGUGAAGAUAGCGAAGGCAGCAGCGAUGAGAGUGAAGGAGAAAGCAGCGAGGAGCUGAGUGACGAGAGCCCUGGCUAG